This is a messenger RNA of Oppiella nova, 1789 nucleotides long. Lineage: Eukaryota; Metazoa; Arthropoda; Arachnida; Sarcoptiformes; Oppiidae. The record is from the annotation of a GenBank genome assembly.
AUUUAAUAGUCAUUUUGGACUAUAAGUAUACUAUUAUAUUUAGUUUUAGUAAUUAUAAAUUGUUAAAAUGAAGUUCCUGCUCAUAUUAGUAGCAAUAUUUAUUGUAUUAAUUAGUAAAACUAAUUGUUUAAAUAUCGAUGAAGACUAUUCAUCGGAUGAGACAAAUACUAAUCUAACGGACAGCGAGUCCGAUGAUAACCACGAAGACGAUCGAUGUUCUGAGGACGAGAUAAUUGAGAAAUUCAUAGAAAUACUGACUCCCGAAGACUACUCAGAAGGCAAAGACAAGAUUAAGUACACAAAGAAUUCAUUCACUGAACAAAUGGCAGCAAUGAGUCGUUUGGGAGUUUACGGCCAAAACGUCAGUCGAAAGACCGAAGGGUUUAAUAAAAGGAUUUCCAACCGUAUGUCCGAAGCGUUUAUGUCCAUUAAUUUGGAGCCGAGUUGUAUGCGAUCUUUGAUGAGGAUUCAGAGCGCUGGCAAGAAUGGGGAGCUUUGGGCCCUUAAGUUUUUCGACGCCCAGCCCUCAUUCCAGAUGACAGUAUUCGAGUUGGGUGGCCCCUCUCUGGGCAACUACGACCAGUGCCUAAGCAUUGAAAGUCCAUCAGAAGAAGAUCAGCCGGUAAUAAAAGGUCAAUAUUGCGGAAUCGAUACCAAUUGGAUAUUAGAUAUAAAAAGGGGUGACAUUCAAGACUAUAACACAAUGGGAAAUAUAGCCAAUUCAUCGGAAGCGGGCAAAAACCUAAUGUAUGGAAUGUUUGGCUCUUAUGUGCCAAUUGUUAUAUCCCGGGGUAACAAACAUAACUCGGACAUUACCCUUGAAUUUCUGCCAUAUGCCCUCAAAAAAGAUACCAAGAUAAUAAACGGCUACUGUUUGCCUACCACUUGUAAACCUGAAGACCUGUCCGAUGCACUCAAUGAAAACAAACCAGUUAAAUUGGAUAAACAGCAAAUAAUUGCCAUGUAUGCUUCGGCCGAUUUCCAGUUGUACGCGUUAUCACCGAUAGCACUACUGGUGCUCUACAAGUCUCCCAAAUGGGGUAUCCUCUGGAAUGUCUUAAUCCUCAUGUUUGGCAUUUCCAUCCCUCUUAUAAUCCGCUAUUGGUUUCAAAUUCCACAUAUUUAUGAAGGCUUUUCAAGCAAUGACACCCAAAUGAAUCUGUCUGCCUGGACCUAUCAGUACUGGUCAUGUCUGCCAUACAUCCAGACUUAUAUCAUAGGCUUUUUGACGGCGUAUGCCAUUAGAAAGUAUCCGAAGGCAUACUUAGGCGGACGGAGCCGGUUAGUGACCAUCACUUGUGAUAAAUAUAUAAACGGAUAUGAGCUACACGUCUACCUAAUUGUUCACAAAGUGUUUUAUUUGUCUGGUUUUGUGUGGCUUUUCUAUGCCUGCGCUACGGGUAGAGCCGCGUUCAUAAACAAAGUGAUGGGUUGGAAAGGGUUCAAAAUGAUUGAGAAUUUGGUACUUGAGAUAUAUAUCCUGCACAUUUUCUUAAUUACGUACAGAAUCGGUACAUUGAGGGAACAGGUCACUUAUAAUGAUUAUUAUAUCUGGACAAACACUGUGACCGACUUUUUCCUAACAUAUUUGGCAUCAAUAGUGAUGGGAAUCCUUAUAACAAAACCUUUCGCCGCAAUGACUAAUGAUUUACUGAAAGGAUCCAAAAGACCCCAAAAGAGUCCGACAGUUGUCGACAAUAAUGGAGACAAAUACGACUCAAACGCUCUGAAGAUUGAUAUCUCAACUGAUAAUAAGCAUAGAGUUAUCCAGCAAAUACCGAUAGUGUAA